Messenger RNA from Aspergillus steynii IBT 23096, 1218 nucleotides. RefSeq lists its product as uncharacterized. Bases 1 to 1218 code for a protein of 405 amino acids. The record is from RefSeq and is a predicted model, not a curated record. The transcript has 4 exons. Lineage: Eukaryota; Fungi; Ascomycota; Eurotiomycetes; Eurotiales; Aspergillaceae.
AUGGCAAUCCCAGAAGACAUCCUCCUUGCCGAUGCUGCGGGGACAAUCCCUUCGGAUGUCUCGCUCGAGUAUCUGGCCGAGUCGCGCGAUGACCCGGCCAAGGUGGCUAUCAUCUUCAUGGUCUGCCUGGCGGGGGUGCUGAUGCUCGUCCGUCUCUAUGCACGGACAUGGCUGGUGAAAAGGAUCGGCAUGGACGACAUUCUAGCCAUGCUCACAAUGCUAAUCUACAUCACCUUCGUCGUCCUCUCCAUCGUGCUCAUCGACCUCGGCAGCGGCCGCCACAUGCAAUACAUCCAAUACGUGCUGUCGAUGUCCACCGUGCGAGAGACCGAAGUGCUCGACUUCGUCGCCCACGUCCUCUACACCACCGCGCUCUUCUUCUGCCGUCUCUCCGGUCUCGCAUUCUACCAUCGCCUGGCCGGCCGCACCGGCAAACUGCACCUCGCCAUCCAAGUCGCCGCCGUGUUCCUCUUCGCCGCCUACCUCCCCCAGCUCUUCCUCCUCAUCUUCCACUGUCGCCCCGUCACGGGCCUCUGGCCUUACCCCUGGCAAGACGAGCCCAUCCAAUAUACCUGUCUCUCCUGGGGGCUGGUGUACUCAGUGAACUCGGCGUUGUCGUUGACCUGCGACGUACUCAUGUUCAUCAUCCCCGCCAUCCUGAUCAAGAACUUGCACGUGUCGAUGAAACGCAAAGCGCAGCUCUCGCUGGUCAUGUUCCCUGGUAUUCUUGUAAUCAUAAUCUCCACCAUCCGCGUCUACCUCGUCGCAAAAGGGCAAUGGGCCUCGGACGGCAGCUGGGCGUACAACCCCAUGAUGGCGAUCGAAAACGCCGAGAUAGCCGGAACCCUGAUCGCAUUGUCCGUGCCAGCGCUGAAGCCGGUCUUCGGGAACCUGUUCAACCAUCUGACCGAGUACACGACGUCGAGCCGGAACCAGUCGCGGUCGAAAUCGGGGCAUUUGCGGUCCCAGUCGAAGCCGGCGACGGGUGGGUUGAGGUCGACCGUGAGAGAUAGUAAGCGGUUGUUGUCGUGGUCGAAGCAUGGGAAUGAUGAUUAUGAGAUGAUGGCGUCGGAUAAUGUGUCGAGGGGGAGUCGGGGGGUGGGUGGUGGUGAGGAGGGGGGUAACUCUAAGGAGCCUUCUCGGUGGGAUUACAGCGACAACGUACACACAUCGUCCAAGAUGCAGUGGAUGCUCAUUUCGGCGCCAACUGAUGCAUAG